AUGACAAACAAAGUUCGACCAUUAUCUGUUGAGGAUGGAUCAACUAUCAGUUUGCCAACAGGGAAAAAAGGAAUCUCAGCACAUCUAGCAUUAAUAAAUUUUCUCAAAGGCAUGAUUGGCCCGGGAUGCUUCUCAUUACCAUUGGCAUUUAAAAUGGCCGGACUUUGGGCCGGCUUUGUACUUGUCUUUCUCCUGGGAUUCUUUACUUCACUUUGUAUGCAGAAACUUGUAGAAUGUGCGCAGUAUUUCAAAAAAAGACAUAAUGCUGAACAAUUGGAUUAUGGACGAUUGGCAGAGAGAUCAUUUGAGAGAGGAUAUAUAGUAGUUCUCAGACGAUGGGCUCCAUGGGCCAGAUACAUAGUUAACUUCUGUUUAAUUGCUCUUCAAUUGGGUGUAUGUAGUGUCUUCUUCAUUUUUGUAACAGAUCACGUGAAAGAGAUAGUUGAACAUAUCGAUCCAUCUGUGACUUUCGAAAAACGCACCUACUUCUUAUUCGCUAUUCUGCCUUUCCUUUUAUUAUCAUGGGUAAGAUCGAUCUAUAUCAUGUCUUUCAUAAGUUUAGCAGGCAAUGUACUCAUGAUAACAUCGAUAGUUAUCAUUUUUUCGCAACUGCUUAUGCUAACCAGUAACUGGGAGUCAUUACCAGCUGUCACAAGUGUUCGGAACAUUGCUGGAUCAGCAGGAGCUAUUAUAUACUCUUUCGAGGGUCAGGCUAUGGUGUUGCCUCUCGAGAAUAGGAUGAAACAUCCACAAGAAAUGCUUGGAUGGACAGGAGUCAUAAGCACCGGAAUCGCAUUGGUCACCAUAAUUUAUGCUUCAAGUGGAUUUUAUGGUUAUAUAGCAUAUGGAGAUAACACGAUGGGCACUAUCACCCUCAACUUACCAGACACUACCUUAAAUUUAGUUGUUAAAAUUCUGUUAAUACUAGUCAUUUUCACGGGAUUCUUGAUGCAGUUAUAUCCUGUCAUUGACGCAAUAACCCCUUGGCUGAAAACAAAACUUGAGAGCAAGCCGAGAUGGAUGCAGAUCGCAAUUGAAAUAUUAAUUCGUUCAAUCCUCCUCUUAAUCACAGUUGGAACAGCAUUUCUCCUACCCAAUUUGGAAGAAAUGAUACCAUUAGUGGGCGUAUCGGCAGGAAUGUUUUUGGCAUUAGUAUUUCCGCCUAUUAUCUACUUAAAUACAUUCUUUGCAUCUGUUGUUAAAGAACAAAAUAAGUUGUUAACUGCUCGGACACUAAUAGCUAACUUUUUCUUUAUUAUAUUGGGAAUAUCCUUUUCAAUAUACGGAUUAGAAGUAAACAUCGACAACAUCGUGACAGGACAAUGA
Molecule: messenger RNA, 1326 nt
Organism: Auanema sp. JU1783
Lineage: Eukaryota; Metazoa; Nematoda; Chromadorea; Rhabditida; Rhabditidae
Source: the annotation of a GenBank genome assembly